Molecule: messenger RNA, 1581 nt
Organism: Ectocarpus siliculosus
Lineage: Eukaryota; Phaeophyceae; Ectocarpales; Ectocarpaceae
Source: the annotation of a GenBank genome assembly
AUGGGCAGCAGCCGGGACUACGGCGAGAUGAUCGGCCCGGUAUCCCCCCUCUCGCAGGCUCUCCACAUGGCCCUGGCGUUCGUCGUGCUGGUGCUCGUGGCGAUCGCGAAGGCCGACGACGUCACCGCGGUGCGCGCUACGCCGUACGCCAAGGGCGCGAGUUACAGCUGCAGCGGCAGUAACAGCGGUAGCUCCGGAGCCCCAGGCUCCACGCCGGCGAGAAGGAAAGGGUCCAGGACCGGCGGCGGCAGCGGCAGCGUGGACUCUUCCCAACGGAGCUCUGGAUCGGGACCGGUGAAGCGAAGAAGAAUCGCCAGCAGCAGCGGCAAGGAAAAAAUUGGGCGCCGCCGCGGGGGCGGGGUGUUGUCGGCGCCGGUCGUGCGCCACCUCCGGGCGGCGUGGUCCUCGCUCUGGCACGCCGUCGAGGACGACCUGGCCACCCGGUGGCGCGCCGCGGGCCGGGUUCUCACGCGCCUCCGCCAGGCGUGGUCGGCCCUCUGGGUGCCCCCGCCGCACGCCGAGGCGGACAUCCUGGCCGGCGCCCUGGCGUCGCCGCCGCGCUACCCCCACGGAGCCGCGGGUCGUCGGCGCAGGACAGCCGCAGGCGGGGGUGGCGGCGGCGGUGGCGGGAGCGGCGUCGGGAGCGUCGGCAAUGGCGGCGGGGGUUCCGAGAGGCGCCAGCGAAGAUCCGGGGGGCGCACGAGCGGCAGCCGCGGCGGACGGGGCGCACUCGGCGCGACAGACGGCAGCAGCCCGAGCGAGAAGGGCUUGCACCUCGGGCGGCCAGUGGGCCUGAACUGCCUCAACUUUCUGAGCCUGUGCGGGUACCGCCCCGGCGGGGGCAAGGGCUCGCGGCAGCCCAAGUUCCUGCUCCUGCUCGACCUCGACGAGACCCUGGUCCACUGCUCUCCGCACCUGAUGCAACCGCCGAGGAGGCACGGCGGCGGCGGCGGCGGCGGCGGGGGCCGCGGCCGGGGGGCGCCGCGGCCGGACCUGAAGCUCGAGAUGAGGGGUAGGGCGCCCUCGGACAACCGGCCGUCGUGCAUGAACGCGUGGAAGCGCCCGCACCUGGACGUAUUUCUCGGAGUGGUUAGCAGGUGGUACGAGGUCGCCGUCUUCACGUCAGGGCGGCAGUGCUUUGCGGAGCCGCUCAUCGACCUCAUCGACUCACGAUGUGUUAUCGGCAAGCGCUUCUACCGAGACAGCUGCGUCCGCCGCGACGGGGCCGCCCCGCCCGACACCGGACGGACGGCGCGCGGCGCUACCGGGGUGCCUACGGCGACGGCGGAGGCGGGGGCUCCGCCCAAGUCCUCGGAGAGCGUUAAGGAUCUCCAGGUUGUGGGUUCGGAGCACUUCCCACUCCGCACCGUGCUCGUGGACAACCAGCCGCGGACGGUGGUGCAGCAGGCCAACGUCCUCCCCGUCAAGUCGUGGUUUCCGAGGGACACGGAGGACCGACAGCUGCUGGACCUCCUCCCGGUGCUGCUGGCGCUGACGUCGUGCCAGGAUGUGCGCUCGGUGCUGAGCUUGAGGCCCGGGGUGGGGGUUGGGGGGGGCGGCGGGGCGGUGUGCUCCGGAUGA